Myxocyprinus asiaticus (Chinese sucker) is the source of this 4613-nucleotide messenger RNA. RefSeq names its product kelch-like protein 24. The transcript is spliced from 7 exons. The coding region runs from base 233 to 2035 and encodes 600 amino acids. NCBI's taxonomy places the organism in Eukaryota, Metazoa, Chordata, Actinopteri, Cypriniformes, Catostomidae. Gene Ontology annotation, molecular function: protein binding. The record is from RefSeq and is a predicted model, not a curated record.
UAAAGCGUCCAGCGGACCGUUUUUUUCCAGCAGAUCUUUUUGGCUCUGUCCUUGUAUUGAGAUGACAGCCGAAGGGUAGACGUGGAGAGAUUUCCUGGACUGAUUCUCUUUUGAUUUUCACAUUUUACUUACUCACGCGACUUCCACAACAAAUUAUUCGCUUUUAUUAACAGCAGAGGCAUCAUUUCCUUCUAUUUUCAACAGGGCCUUGGGCCUCUUUAGUUUGAUCACAAUGGUACUUAUUCUGGGAAGAAGACUGAAUCGGGAGGACUCUGGAGUCCGUGAGUCUCCAGCGGUCAAGCGAAAGGUUCUGGAGAUGGACAACAAGUCCCUCAGUAGUCAUGAUGUGUUUGAUUUCUUCUCUGGCCCGUGCCACUCCGAGAGCAUCCUGCAGAUGUUUAAUGAGUUCCGUGACAGCCGUCUGUUCACCGACGUGGUGAUCAGCGUAGAGGGACGUGAAUUCCCUUGUCACCGUGCCGUGUUGUCAGCUUGUAGCAGCUACUUCCGAGCCAUGUUCUGCAAUGACCACCGGGAGAGCCGUGAGAUGCUUGUGGAGAUCAACGGCAUCCGUGCUGAAGCCAUGGACCGCUUCCUGCAGUAUGUCUACACUGGACGUGCCCGCAUUACCACUGAUAAUGUGCAGUUCCUCUUUGAGACCUCCAGCCUCUUCCAGAUUGGCACUUUGAGAGAUGCCUGUGCCAAGUUCUUGGAGGACCAGCUUGAUCCUUGCAACUGCCUUGGCAUUCAGCGUUUCGCCGAUGCGCACUCCCUCAAGCAGCUGGCCAGCCGCUGUCGUUCUUACGCACUGCAGAGCUUCGCCGACGUGGCCCAACAUGAGGAAUUCUUGGACAUGCGUAAGGAGGAGCUGGAGGAGUACCUCAGCAGUGACGAGCUGGCCAUUGGCAAGGAGGAGACCGUUUUUGAGGCAGUGAUGCGUUGGGUGUACUAUGACGUGGAUCACCGCAAAAUCGUGCUGAAGGACCUGCUGAACCAUGUCCGCCUGCCCCUGCUGCAUCCAAAUUAUUUUGUGCAGACAGUAGAGGGUGACCAGUUGAUCCAAAAUGCACCAGAGUGCUAUCAGCUUCUGCACGAGGCCAGACGCUAUCAUGUGUUAGGCAAUGAAAUGAUGUCACCCAGAACCCGUCCACGCAGGUCUACUGGAUUCUCUGAGGUCAUUGUGGUAGUUGGAGGGUGCGAAAGGAUGGGGGGUUUCAACCUGCCAUACACCGAAUGCUAUGAUCCUGUUACCGGCGAAUGGAAGUCCUUAGCCAAACUUCCAGAGUUCACCAAGUCCGAGUAUGCAGUGUGUGCCCUCAGGAACGACAUUCUGGUCUCAGGGGGGAGAAUCAACAGCAGAGAUGUGUGGAUGUACAACUCCCAGCUCAACAUCUGGAUCAGGGUUGCCUCCUUGAACAAGGGCCGCUGGAGACACAAAAUGGCCGUGUUGCUGGGAAAGGUGUAUGCCGUUGGUGGAUAUGACGGUCAGUCACGACUCAGCAGCGUUGAAUGCUAUGACUCUUUCUCAAACCGCUGGACAGAGGUGGCUCCCAUGAAGGAGGCUGUCAGCUCGCCUGCUGUCUCCAGCUGCGUCAACAAACUGUUUGUGAUUGGAGGAGGACCGGACGACAACACAUGCUCUGAUAAGGUCCAAUGCUAUGACCCUGAGUCCGACACCUGGUUGCUAAGAGCCAACAUCCCCAUUGCUAAGCGAUGCAUCACGGCCGUAUCACUGAACAACCUCAUCUAUGUUUCUGGAGGCCUGACCAAGUCCAUCUACUGCUAUGACCCAGUUGAAGAUUACUGGAUGCAUGUGGUGCACACAUUCAGCAAACAGGAAAGCUGUGGUAUGUCGGUAUGUAAUGGUAAAAUCUAUGUCCUGGGAGGCCGUGGUGAAACUGGAGAGGCAUCAGACACGAUCCUGUGCUAUGACCCGGCCACUGGCAUCAUAACGGGAGUGGCCGCCAUGCCUCGUCCCAUUUCUUACCAUGGUUGCGUCACCAUCCACCGCUACAAUGAGAAGUUCUAUCAUUCAUGACACUACAAAACAAACACACACAGGGAAAUUGAUAAACUGAGCCUUAUUAUAGAUCAGGUUACAAUAUGAUAGAUAUGUUAGUACCUGCGUGUCACAGCCCCUCUCAGUUCACAAGGCUUGAGUUAGUGGAGACCAGUCAGUUACACCCAGUAAUACGCAAAGACUUAUUUCAGUGUAUAGUAUAAAAAUGAAUACAUGGCUAUUAAAGACACACCAGACCAUUUGAUGGAAAGGUGCUGUAUGUAAUUUUUGUCCCACUAGUUUGACCAAAUGGAAUUGCAAACAUGUCUUUUUAAACUGAUUUCCCAAACCCUCCUCCCAUCUAACAAACACAUAGUCCUGCCCCAAACUAAUGUCAUUGGUUGAGCCAGUGUCUCUGUGCCGGACUUGUCAAGAUGCUCAAAAAAAUGGAGCAAUGUUUUGAAAGUGCCACACAGACAGUGUUUAUGAAGGGCUUACUUACAGCUGUCUCUGCAUAUUAAACUGGGAUUAUAAAGUAUUUAAACACCAAAUAAAUUACACACUUCACCUUUAACUGUUUUACAUUCUUCCACCAUGAUGUUAAAAUAUAAAGGAUCAGUUUGACAAUAUCACACAGAUAAUGUACAGAUUUGCAUACUUCCAAAUCCUUUACCCAAAUACUCCCCAAGCUGAUUGACAACUGGUUGGCUGACAUGUCUUUGGAGGGAAGAUUUCAGUUUGCCUUUCCCCAUGAAUUCUGAUUGGUCUCCAGUUUCUCUUGUCAUCUGGGUCGCCCUUCCUCCCCUUUAUCCAUGGGGUCAUUUUUUUUUUUUUUUUUUUUUUUUUAAAACUACAUUUACUGUUAUUGUAUUCUAUUGUAUUUUAUUGACUGUGUAUGGUAUCAGUGGUUGUUUUUUGAGUGGGUGAAUGGUGUGAUUAUUUGUGACAGAUGGAGCGAGUGUUUUAUUGUAAUGGACUCAGUGUGCAGUGAUGUGUACCGGUAUAUAAAUGUGUGUGAGGGUGUGUGCGCGCAAGAGGGUGAUGGUGAAAUACAAAACAUGGUGGAACCAUUUUAUGUCGAGUUCUCAUGUGUUAUGGUGUUGUGUCCAAUGGGUAUAUGGUAAACAAAAGACCUUCAGGCACCAGAAAGUAUGUCUAAUCUAUAGUGUUUAAUAUAAUGUUGCUUUACAUACAGUAUGCAUGUUUGUAUUCACUUGAUAUUUCGUAGUAUUCAUUGUGGCUGUUAUGACAUUUACCAAAACAAAUGCCUCUUUAUGAACUAUUAUUUGUCUGAUAAAAUUGUUUUAUUAAUAUGAAUUGCAUCCAUAUGCAACGUGAGCUGGCAUUUGGACUCCAAUUAAAUCCUAGUUAGUACAUGGUUAUGAUCUUUGUGCCACAAGAGUGUCGAGACUUAUCACAUUGCAUGUGAAAAACAUGCCUUCUCACAUACGGCAUAUGGUGCAGGUCGUAGAGGAAGUGAUGUCAGGACACUGUUUAUAAGUGAAUCAUUUAUGUGCUUUGACUUUGUUAUUUAUUCUUGGUAGCAGUCUGAAAGCCCCAACCAGGCACUUAAGUCUUUCUUUAAUAUUUCUCAGUAACCCUAAUGUAAAUAGGAGUUUGAUCCCUCUUCGGGUUUACUGUAUCAGUAAGUGUUUGCAAGGGUGAUGCAUCAGGCCAAAUGGCCAUUUCACAACAAAACUCAUCCAUUUUUCUUUUAACAAUAAUCUCUGCUUAGAUCCUCAGUGUUUGUGUGCACAGAGCAGGGCAGAGAAAAUGACGUAUCCGUAAAAGAUUGUGAGAGUCUGUGUGUGGGGUCAUGUACGACUGGGAUUCGGAGACCAGUGAUGUUAGCUUUGUUGCCUGCUUUUAGUUAUGUUAGCUGCAAGACCACAAAAAAAAAGACAUACACAUUGUUCAUUUUCGAUAAUCUGGGAAUUUUACAGUGCAACUGAAAGAAAUUCCUCCACACACAGAAAUUGCAACAAAACAUGGCCUUUUAUUCUUUUACCUUUUUUAUCAGAAUUUGCUUUUUUGAUGUUUAGUUUGACUAUUAUAAAUAAAUGUAUGGAGUUGUGGGUGUGAGUUUCUAAGUGUCUUUUGUUUGAGUGCGAAGCUUUCUGAUAAGAAUUCUUAUUUUUGUUGAUUUAAGAAUUUUUUUUUUGAGAAUUUUCAGUGGUAUAAGCCAUAGGUUUUUUUUUUUUUUUUUUUUUUUUUUUACACUUUAGGGUAUUUAGAUAACUGUGAUGCCAAAAAAACAGUUAAACUCCUAUAUGUCAAACAAUACCCAUUGUUAUAGUGAGAAUGUGCCUUUAGCAGUGAUUACAGUUAUGAUUUGGCAGAGGAAAGUGCUAAAUUAAGACAAUAUUACUCAAGUGCAUUAAAAGAGAAUAGGCCUACCGUUUAGUGCCUUGUGGCAGAAUAAUAGACUCUUGACAACUGGCCAAAGAUGAUUGAAUUGUUCUGUCUGUUCAUUUCUGGGCAAUAUUAUAAGAAAUAUGUCAUAUGUGUAAAACUGUCACUUAAAAUCUCUUGCUGUUUUGAGUUCUGGAAAUGUACAAGAGCUUAAUAUGGUGUAUAUGCAUACAUUUUUCUUCAAUAAAGCAAUUUUUAGUAUGAA